Messenger RNA from Notodromas monacha, 1328 nucleotides. The record is from the annotation of a GenBank genome assembly. Lineage: Eukaryota; Metazoa; Arthropoda; Ostracoda; Podocopida; Cyprididae.
AUGGAGAAAAUCUUCAACAAGAUGCUUCAAGAUGUUGCAGAAAAGGCUGCCAAAGAACUUGUGGCCAAUUUGACUUCAACUUCCAAACCUGCUGGACUGCCACAAAAAACGAGACAAAAGUUGAAGAAGAAGCCCCCGAAAUUCAUAAGGGAUGAUUCGGAUUUGCUGUUUUCGAUUGCUGUGAUUGUGUUUGGGCUUGCUGAUUUUAAAGGUUGUCCUGAAGAGUCUGAUGGUGCAGAAGUCAGGAGACUCAGGACCGCCAAUAUUAUAAAAGCACUGGUGGCCUCACACAAGUGGCUUCUCAUUGUUAUUGGGGUUGUCCAUGGUGCCAUUCUUGGAGUCUUCUUAAAAGAACACUUCCCAGAAAACAAUGUAAUUGAGAAUGGGACGUUUGUGUCUGGUGAGUUCCUGGGGAGACCAGACUCCUUCUUUCUUGGUGGACAUAACACCAAAGCUUUGACAAAAGCUGCCACCUGGUGGUCAACAGUUGCAGCACUCCUCACAUUGCCUGGGGAUGUUACAGUGUCUUUUUAUGGCUUCAUUGCACAAGGGAUACUUGCUGCUUACAUGGUCAAAAUGAUUGCGGAGACAAGCCUGAAACGCAUCAGCAGACUGUUUUUAGCAGUGGUGACCACCAUUGUUGUGAUCAAUGUGAUUUUCCUGCUGGCAAUGUUCCUUGCUUUCAAAUUGUCAACAGCGACACUUCAACCAUUAGUGAAUCAGGAACUUGGUGAAAACGUUGUGAAUGAUCCAGCCCUGCGGGCAUACCUGAAAAGUCUUCCAGAAAAGUUCCAUUUCAUGUUUCCUUUAGUUCUGGAUAGUUUGGUCAGGAGGACUGAGUUUGUUGUGGUCAUUUCAAUAUUGUCCAAAAGGAAGCAGUCAAAGAUGCUGAAAACAUCUCAAUUGACUUUCAUUCUUUGUAUGCUGCUGAGUCAGCCUGUGAGUGGAGCAUCAGCUUUGUUUCUGGUGAUGAAUUACCUCAAGGCCUUUGAUAUCACUCUUGGCUUUCUUCAAUACAUCAAAAUCUUCGACAUUGUGUCUAUAGUGUUGAAAAUUCUGCUGGCCUGGAACAGUGCUCAAUUGGUGCAACACUUUGGACAUGGGGUGAUCAAGCAGAUAUGGGGCAGAGUGAUGCCAACAGCAGAAGAUGACCCAAGGAAAGUCACCAGGGUGUCCAAAAGAAUUGGCAUUGGGAGAAUGAGUGUUCAAAUUAAUCCUGGAACACGAGUCAAGUCUGCAAGCUUUUUUCAUGGAUUUCCAGAGAAAAUCCAGAGUCCAGAGUCUGAGAUCUUCUUCAAGAAGUGAGAUUAUACAUAUGUGUGUGUGGA